Molecule: messenger RNA, 697 nt
Organism: Merops nubicus (carmine bee-eater)
Lineage: Eukaryota; Metazoa; Chordata; Aves; Coraciiformes; Meropidae
Product: DNA repair protein REV1-like
Exons: 4
Biological process (GO): error-free translesion synthesis; error-prone translesion synthesis
Cellular component (GO): nucleus
Molecular function (GO): deoxycytidyl transferase activity; DNA-directed DNA polymerase activity; damaged DNA binding
Source: RefSeq, a predicted model, not a curated record
GACUGUGACUUUAGACCAUGCAACAGACAGUGCAAAAGUAAUUGGGAAAGAAACUCUAAACAUGUUCCACACAAUGAAACUCAACAUAUCAGAUAUGCGAGGGGUUGGAAUUCAGGUACAGCAGUUAGUUCCCAUCAGUAAAACCACUUCGGCUCACUCAACAGUACAAUCUGGACAUUUGCCUGGUGGAUCACAUUCAGUUAUUGAUCUUUUCCAUGUUCAGAAGGCAAAAAAGUGCUCAGAAGAAGAACAUAAGGAAGUAUUUGUGGCUGCUAUGGACCUUGAAAUAUCUUCUGAUUCAAGAACUUGCACUUUCCUCCCGCCUCGCGGCGCCCAUCUGACGUCAGGUCUCAGCUCUAAUGUGAACAGUGCUGAGCCUGCUGUCAAGUGGAACGGUGUCCACUCUCCUGUCAGUGUGAAAUCCAGGCUGAAUCUGAGCAUCGAGGUGCCAUCUGCUUCCCAGCUAGAUAAGUCCGUGCUGGAAGCUCUGCCUCCUGAUCUCCGAGAACAAGUGGAGCAAAUAUACACCAUUCAGCAAGGAGAGAGUUAUGGAGAUAGCAAAAAAGAACCAAUAAAUGGAUGUAAUACUGCACUUCUGCCACAACCAGUUGGAACAGUGCUUUUACAAAUACCAGAGUUCCAAGAACCAAAUACCAAUGUGGGAAUUAAUGUAAUAGCCUUGCCAGCUUUCUGCCAG